Amphimedon queenslandica is the source of this 856-nucleotide messenger RNA. RefSeq lists its product as uncharacterized. Lineage: Eukaryota; Metazoa; Porifera; Demospongiae; Haplosclerida; Niphatidae. Bases 31 to 753 code for a protein of 240 amino acids. The transcript is spliced from 4 exons. The record is from RefSeq and is a predicted model, not a curated record.
UCUUCUAGUCUCUUCUUUAUCAGUUGCAAUAUGGCUACUCCAGAAAGUGAAACUCCAGCUGACAUCUUUCAGGACAAGUUUGGUGAAAUUCCUCCAUUGAUUGGAAAAGAGGCAAACUUCACUACUGUUACUGAUAAUCUUUUUGCAAAAAAACUGAUUACUAAAAAAGAAAUUGCUGGAAUAACAACGCAACAUAAUCUUGAUGAUAAUAAGAGAGGAAGUGCCCUAGCUAUGCAUCUCUUUGACAAAAUAGAUGUAGAUGAUGAUGACAAGUCUGCCCAAUGUUUACAAAAGAUAUGUGAUGUGUUUGAAAGCAAAAAUGUGAAUAAUGAAGAACUAAAGAAAAUUGGAGCAGACAUGAGGAAAAAGCUAUUAAGCACAACUGCUACAUCACAAGUAUGGCCUACUGAUGCUAUCUCUUCUGCUCCACCACAACCCAGUGAACCCACAACUACACAGACAAACCCAAAUGAACUAAAUGUAGGUGAUGUCCAGAAAGUUUUAAAUGCUUUAAAUAAAGCAAUGUUUGGUCCUACAAAUUGGAGGAGCUUAGGACUAUCUCUGGGUCUCAUUGCACCGACACUUGAUACAAUUGGUAGAACAAAUGGUGAUGCCGAAGAUUAUCUGGAAAAAACUAUUCAAAAAUGGUUGCAGAGAAAGGAUCAAGUUAAAGGAACAACAUGGAAGAUCUUGAAAGAAGCAGUUGCAAGUACUGGAGACAAUGCAGCUGCUGGAAGAAUACCAUCACAUUAAAUUUAACUAUUAUUGUCCCUUUUUUAUUAUUAAAGUUGUUGCUGUUUAGUGUUGACAUCUCAACAACUGUUUAGUGUUUAUUAGAAAAAGAAUGUUAACGUUG